CUAAUGCUAGGCUAACGGUGGCUACCACGGCUUCGAUGGCUGCUGUUGUUGCGUUCUCAUAAUCUGAAAAACAGAAAUAACGUUAGUUUCUUUAAGGGAAGACUCCGUUAUACCAGUUUCACUGUUAGCUGGGUUGCUAAAAGUAAAGCUGAACCGACGCAGUGAAGCAGAGAGUCUGUCGCGGCGCUGAUCACCAUCCAGCCACAAAAGCACACUUGGCUCUCUCUGCAUCAAACAGGAUGUCUAAAAGUGAACCAGAAGAGAUGAUAGAGAUUGAGAUCGAUGAACGGGAGAAACAGGAAUGCCUGGAGGAAGGUGUUGAGGAGCAGACCAUCACAGCGUCAGAUUUGAUUCAACAAGAUAUCGACAUCAAUGAGCCCAUUGGCAAUUUGAAGAAGCUUUUGGAGCCCCGUAUCCAAAUAUCUCUGGAUGCAUAUGACAUCUGCUUGCAGGACAUUCAGCUUCACCCUGAUCACAGCCUCUUCGAUCAGGGAGUAAAGACAGAUGGCACAGUGCAGCUCAGCCUGCAGAUUAUAACCAAACCAGGUGAGGAGAAGUUGAACAUUUUGGAAAUUGUGAAGCCAGUAGAAACAGUAGAGGUGGUGAUUGAUCCGGAUGCAGCAGGAGAGGAGGGAGCGCUGGUGGAGGACGGUCAACUCAUUGCUGUGGAACGAUCUGGCUUGUCCGACGAGACGUCAGAGCAGGUUACACGGUGGGCCGCAGCACUUGAAGGCUACCGCAAGGAGCAGGUUCGCCUGGGCAUACAAUAUGAUCCUGUGCUGUGGACUGCUGACCAGGUGAUCCACUGGGCUGUGUGGGUAAUGAAGGAGUUUAACAUCGAUGAGAUGGAAAUAGGCAGCAUUCACAUCCCAGGUCGAGAACUCUGUGCAUUCAGCCAGGAAGAGUUUCUUCAGAAAGUGCCCAAUGGAGAGAUACUCUGGAGUCACCUGGAGCUCCUACGCAAAUAUGUUCUAGCAAGCCAGGACCAGUCUGGAGGGGACGCUACUGUCACCAUCGAUCAACCUGUGCAAAUAAUCCCGGCUCAAGUGAGCACACCCACUGCCAUAAAGGUAUUGAAGCAGAGUCGAGGUCCCAGAACUCCCCGUAUUUCAGGAGGAGAGGAGCGCAGCUCGCCUGGAAACCGCACAGGCAACAAUGGUCAGAUACAGUUGUGGCAGUUCCUGCUGGAGCUGCUGACAGACAAGGAUGCAAGAGACUGCAUCUCCUGGGUGGGCGAAGAGGGCGAAUUCAAACUCAACCAGCCAGAGCUUGUAGCACAGAAAUGGGGCCAGCGCAAGAACAAGCCCACUAUGAACUAUGAGAAACUUAGCAGAGCCCUCAGGUAUUAUUAUGACGGGGACAUGAUCAGCAAGGUGCAGGGCAAGCGCUUUGUCUACAAGUUUGUGUGCGACCUGAGAACUCUGAUUGGCUACAGCGCUGCUGAGCUCAACAACCUGGUGACCGAGUGUGAACAGAAGAAGCUGGCUCGCAUGCAGAUGCACGGCAUUGGUCAGCCCAUCACUACAGUGACCCUGGCCACCACGACACUAGACAAAGACAGUUGAAGGAUCCCGCAUUACAGCGCUUUCCAGCUGUCACGGGCAGACUCCACUCUCCACCCCUGAUUGGAAAUCAAAUCAACUUUCUUCUUUUUUUUGACACAGCUGUGUUCAUCAAGCACAGAAAUGCAAGGCUGAUCCCUGAUCAGUGUGGAUAAACAACUUUGUUAUUGUCUUUACUGAUUGAUUCAAGUUAGACAGAGGCAGGAUAAAACUUUUUUUUUUUAGCUUUUCUUCAAUGCUAACGGAGAGGAGAAGCAUGUUCGGGAUGAGAGGGCGAGUGUCUGUGAUUACUGAGAAAAGCUGUUGUCGUGUGCAUGUGGCUGAAUGCUUGAAUGUGUGACUGAAAACCCAGUUAUGAGCUUUGUUGUAUUGUGUUCCUUGUCUGUAGUUUAGGAUAAUUUCCACUGUAUAUACCGGUACUUCAUGUUUUUGAUAGACACAAGGACAAGUGUAUUUUCAUAUUUUCCAUUUUUAGAGGACCUGUUUUGUAUUUUAUUUAGUGUUUGUUCCCUAAAUUGUUGGACCUUUUUUGUCCACUAGGGGGAAUAAAAUGGCAAGCAUUUU
Messenger RNA from Chelmon rostratus (copperband butterflyfish), 2126 nucleotides. It is a transcript of the gene gabpa, whose product is annotated as GA binding protein transcription factor subunit alpha. The transcript is spliced from 10 exons. Gene Ontology annotation, molecular function: DNA-binding transcription factor activity, RNA polymerase II-specific; sequence-specific DNA binding. Bases 240 to 1565 code for a protein of 441 amino acids. The record is from RefSeq and is a predicted model, not a curated record. Gene Ontology annotation, cellular component: nucleus. Lineage: Eukaryota; Metazoa; Chordata; Actinopteri; Chaetodontiformes; Chaetodontidae. Gene Ontology annotation, biological process: regulation of transcription by RNA polymerase II; cell differentiation.